AAUGUGCAGCCCCCUGGAGCAGGCGAUGGCUGCCAUCGUACUCACCUUCCAGCGCUAUGCAGGCAUCUCUGGGGACAAACACAAGCUCUGCCAGGCGGAGCUCAAGGAGCUGCUGGAGAAGGAGAUGGCUUCCUGGACCCCGACGGAGCUGCGGGAGUGUGACUACAAUAAAUUAAUGAGUGUGCUGGACACCAACAAGGACUGCGAGGUGGACUUUAUAGAGUACGUGCGCUCGCUCGCCUGCCUCUGUGUCUACUGCCAUGAGUACUUCAAAGACUGUGCCCCAGAGCCCCCCUGCUCCCAGUAGCCUCUGCUCCAGAGGG
Messenger RNA from Elephantulus edwardii (Cape elephant shrew), 323 nucleotides. RefSeq names its product S100 calcium binding protein A3 (gene S100A3). NCBI's taxonomy places the organism in Eukaryota, Metazoa, Chordata, Mammalia, Macroscelidea, Macroscelididae. The record is from RefSeq and is a predicted model, not a curated record. The coding region runs from base 2 to 307 and encodes 101 amino acids. Gene Ontology annotation, molecular function: transition metal ion binding. Gene Ontology annotation, cellular component: cytoplasm. The transcript is spliced from 2 exons.